This is a messenger RNA of Vitrella brassicaformis, 2678 nucleotides long. The record is from the annotation of a GenBank genome assembly. NCBI's taxonomy places the organism in Eukaryota, Vitrellaceae.
GGCGGCCGAGGGCCGCAGCUUUGAGGGCCAGCACAUGGCUUGGGUAACUCACAAACCGAGAAACCGCUGUGAAUAGCCGGCCAAUCUCCCAGGUAUGCAUCCUCUGCCUGUCUGCCACAGUGGAUGUUGGUUCACGUUGAGGGAGUCAAAGGCCGCCUGUGAUUCAUCCACUGUCGUCUGCUCUCUCCUUUGUGCGUUGUUUUGCUGCUUUGCAAUGGUUUCAGUGCUUAGAGGAUCAUGCAAUUCACUGCACAGCAGCUAUCGGGAGGGGGGAGGUUCAGCCACCGAUGCAGGUCACCACAGACACACCACAAGUGCACGCCAUGGCCGAAAUGAGUGGGGGCCACAUACACAUACAUAUGUGUGUCUGUGUUGCCUGUGUGUCUGCCUGGCAGGAUCGGCAAUUGGAGUGAGGAUGAGUUCCUGGAGGAGGUGCGGCUCAAGGACUUCCUCAAAAGAAAACAAGAAGGUACGCCCUCACCGUUCACCGUCAAUUCUGAUGGGUACGUGGCCAUUUUGGCGUCUGUCUGCCUGUCUGCCUGUCUGCCUGUCUGCCUGUCUGUCUGUCUGUCUGCUUGUGUGUCUGGUGCUUGUGUAGGUCGAUUGUAUGUGACGGCCAAGCAGCAGCGGCUGCAGCGGUGCCUGGCGGCUACGGAGCCCUCGUUUUCGCCCGACGGUCUGCUGUACUUCGGCAGCGCCGUCAUGAUUGUGAACGAGGAAACCUCGGCCUUCAUGGCAUGCGACCCAUACGGUCAGUCUGUCAAUUGGCGCUGCGUGCGUGCCUGCGUGCCUGCCUUCCCACCACACGCACAAUGCUGUCUGUCUGUCUGUGGUGUUGUGUUUUGACUAACAGACGACCCUUCUGGUGCGAGCAACAAGGAGUCGAAUGUGUACACCGUCACCACCUCACCGCACAACCAGCCGGUGGCGAGAAACACAUUCAUCAUCACCAGGUAUAUAGGGUGGACUAGACACACACAGACCGACAAACGGGAGAAAUAAGAGCAGACAGACAGACAGACACGGGUGUGCAUUGAUUGCAUAGUCUGUGCGUGUCUGGCUUGUCAUGUCAUUGCAUAUGAUGUGCAGAGUUGACGAGACCGACGGCUACCCUGGCGAGGUGCUCCAUUUCGGGCAGCACUUCCGCCUACAAACACACCCGUCACUCACCGGAUGGAGCGUAAGAAGCGAAGCUGCACGCUCUCGUGAUCUAUCCAUCCGUUGCUGAGACGAAGCCUCUCUGUCUGUCUGUCUGUCAUGACUUGCGUGCCUUCCAGUUGUAUUUGCACAGCGAGCCUGUGAGUCCCCUGUCAGCGUCAAAGUUUGCCCGCAAGCAGGAGGUGCUCUUCACACCCAAUCCAAGCGGAAACACCAAAUGGAAGGUACCAGCGGCAGCACACACUCAGUUCAGUUAGUUGGAUGGGUGGAGCGGAGCGUAUGGACAGGACAGGCAGACCGACUGUGUGUGUGGCUGCCCUGCCCUGUCCUGCCCAUAUAUAUACACUGUAGUUGGUUCAUCCUGACAUGAGAGUUCGUUUCGAGAUGGAGGGCGAGCCCGUUGCGGCCAACAGUGCAGUGGUCAGUGAAAACCUACGUACACGUACAUAUGGUCGUUCAUGAGCGGGUCGGGUCGUUGCAUACCGUAUGUAUGUAUGUGCUGGUCCACCCCACCCCUUCAGGUCAUAAAGCACGUCGCUUCCAACACUGCACUGGCUUCCGUCAGGUACGUUCAUAGAUGGAAUGGAUGGCCGACGUGAACGUGUUCUGCAUUCCGUGUGUGGAUGGCUCACUGACUCACUCACUCAGGACAGCUCAGGAGAAUGAGUUUGGUCGUGAGUACGAGGUCCACUGCCACACCUACCUGUCGGCCCAGCGCACACACUCGUGCAUGGCUGAGCUCAAGGGCAAGGUCACAGGCGACAUCGACACACGACCCCAGGGUAUGUGGGUGGGUGGGUGAGUAGCUGGGUAUGCCUAUGCAGUGCAGUGCACAAAGAGGUCUUGCUUGUCUGUCUACAUGGAUUAUCGAUCCACGUGCAGAUGAGCGGAACGUAUGGUCUCUUCUCAUGGAGACACCAUCACCUGACAUGCUGUCCACUCAACAGCAACAACCGCCACCCCCACACCCAGUGGACCAACACACCGCCGAGCUGGAGGCUGCACCACAAACCACCACCCAGCCUCCACCACCCGAGCCACAGCAGCCAGAGGCCAAACCCGACGAGGCCACUGCCCAACAGCAGCAGGAGGGAGCGGGUGCUGCACCCGCCCCGCCUGCAGAGCAAUUUCAGAGCACUGGAGAGGUCCUGGCCGCGCAUGCGGCUCAGUGACCGACCCAUGCGCUCGUGGAACGAACACGCAGAGGAGGAAAAGGAAGGAGUGCCCCCAGGUCUGACUGAGUAAGUGAGCGACCGGCUGGCUGACUGGCUGAUCGAUUUUUUUUUUAAUUGUCUGUCCGUCUGUCCGUCCGUCUGUCUGUCUGUCUGUCUCUCUAGCUGUAUACAUGGAGUGUAUGAGUGUGUGCCAUGAUUAUUGUUAAGGGGUGGGGGGAGAAAAGUGUCUCUCCCUCGUCAGCCCUUGACAAUAUCGUGUGUGCUCCGACCAAUAUCCCCAUGGCAAUAUACGUACGUAUUACACACACUGCAGCAUCAUUCACUGAAACGCAUCAUGCAUGUGCG